Messenger RNA from Phytophthora sojae, 2514 nucleotides. RefSeq lists its product as hypothetical. The transcript is spliced from 3 exons. The record is from RefSeq and is a predicted model, not a curated record. Bases 1 to 2514 code for a protein of 837 amino acids. Lineage: Eukaryota; Oomycota; Peronosporomycetes; Peronosporales; Peronosporaceae.
AUGAUGGCAACUUUCGGAGACGAUUGGAUUGCUGGUCUGAUUGCGGAGUUGUUGCGUGGAAAUACUAGUUUGCGAGGUACAGAAGGGGCCCAUCAGCGAGGCGUAAGAAGUUUACUUUUUCCAGCCUUGGUCACUUCCAUGAAGUCCAACUCCCGGUCACAACAAAAGACUGGCCAACAGCAGUUUUUGAGGCUCAUACAUGCUGUCAACAUCGUCUUAAAAGAGAGCGAACCUACACCGCUGUAUCUCGUGCAGUUGAUGGGCUUCUGUCGGGCAUGGGAUGCCUACCAAAGCUCGCAUACGAAGGAGCCUCCGACAAGAACCAACAAGUGGGGUAUCCGUGCUAUGAUUGAGUUGGAUAUGGUCUCGGAGCUUCUCGACUGUUACGGUAGAGAUGAUGUCGUGCACAAGGAAACAAGUGAAGCGCUGACGUUCGCCGCAGAGGUGUUGCAGAAUGGGACCAACUGCCCGCCUUCGCUGGAGGGGCUUCUGUACAAAGUCGUAUCUGCACUCAAAGAAGGAGCAGAGAGUGUGAAGAGCUCGAUAUCAGGACCGCUUGAAACAACCGACAAGCAACUUGUAUCGCACUCUAGCGAUGUCCUUCAACGUCUUCUUCGAGCUGUCAAGUUUGCCGAUUUAGCGCAGACACGUCAGCUGAUGAGCCAAGUCAAAGAUGUCGUCGGAACUCUGAGCGAAUUGAGGCAGCAACUGGAGAGGUGGUUUUCGUUUGUGGAGAUGCACGGUGCAGCCUUCGCUGGGAGGGAGUCACGAAUGGAAUUAGCUGUGCUUUGUACCAGACUCAUUCGAUGGUUCCCUGACGACUUUGAUAGUAUGCGGCUCUUGCUCAUGACUCCGCUCGAUUCUCAUUUAAUUGCCGCUUUGAGGGUGUUUGUAAAAGAAGCUGGGAAGACGAGCAGCGCCGUAGAGCAAAAGUCCUUCGGCUCAUCAGCAUCGUCGUUGCCGGCUGCGGUUCGAGUUGAGAUGGCCCUGCACCUGUAUCUGUCGGCUGCUGCGUUUCCAGACCUCGAGGCGCUUACGACGUUACUGACCAAGGCGAUGGUAAAGUGUCGAUCGGCAGAUGCGUUUAACCAUCUCGCGAAAGCUGCCGAAAAGAAUGCGAGGAUUUUGCUGCCAGAAGCUGCGGUGGCGACCUUGAGUUCACCACUGCGGGGAUUGGAGUUCUCAGCUACAGGUGCAAACCACAUUGAGUACGAAGACGACGAUGACGCUCGAGUGAAGGACUACGCAAGACUCGCAAAAUCCGUCAUUUAUCAGGAGAACGCGCUGAAACUGCUGGCAAUGUCUGCCUGUGUUUAUGGUGGAGGCAUUUCGUGGUCUCCGGUGCUCUUUGGCGACCAGGCUGCUGUGGUUUGGUUCCCUUAUUUCUUCGAGUACAUUCUGAAGACAGACAUGUCUGGCGGCUCUCAGCGAGUGAAUGCAUUGCUUGCGUGCUUGGAGGAAUUGACACAGAGUGAAGCCCAACAAGCUCUCCAACAAGGUUUCUGGAUAGCCGCACUUCUGAAUACAGCUCUGGUUGCGUGUUCAAGCCGAAGUGCUGGGGCCUACGAGGAUCCAGGUGGCGAGAUUUACGAUCGAUUGCGGGCGAUUGCACACAAAGUGCUGAACUUGCUCGUCAUUGCCCCCACGGUCGCCGUGGAGUCUCCAAUCCAGCUCUUCCUUCCCUUUUCGCAUUGGUUAUCAGGGGCGCUGGUUUACUCGCAGUCAUUCUUGGAGGAGCCUUCUGCUACGAUGAGGCGUUGGGAGCGCACGUUUACGAGCUACGUGACGGACCUGUACUUGCGCUUGCAGUUUGAAGACGAUGCGUGCAGUCUUCUGGAAGCGUGGCUGAGCACCUGGGUCUCUUCCAAUAUCGUUCGAAGCCAGGAAGAACAACAGCUCCUUGCAUUGCUGCCUUCUCAAGUGGCUUUGUUCCGUCGGCUCGGGUUGACUCCAUAUCGCAGUCAAUCGCCAUGCGGAAAGAGUCAAGUUUCGACGUCCAUUUGGCAGUUGGUCUUUGCUGCUAUUAACCUCGCAGUGGACCAUCACACAAGUGAAAACCCAGCGAGCAUCGACCAAGCAACCGAGUUAGUUGUCAGCACGUUGACGACCUUGGAGCUUGUGGAGUUGUCAGCCUCGUCAGAUUUCGCGCACUUCAUCCGUACACAGGAACUGGAGCCGUUCUUCACUGAGCUAGGGCAAUUUUUAUCGCGACCGCAGCUCCGCGCCUGCAGUGCCGCUCAAGUCUUCUGCCUGUUGCAGUACCCACUGGAGCUGCUGGUAUGUUGCUACGCGUGCAAGAUCCCUGCAGACUUUGAAGCUGAGUCGCAGUUGUUUGUUCAACGCAGUACGGAAUCCGCUGUGCAGGAGGAAGCUUCUACAGAGGAGAUGGACGCCUUUUUGAGGUACUGGGCGGACGAAAUGCUGCUCAAGUACGACUACAUUGACCGCGAGCGGUGUGAAAGUGUGUUAGCAGCCAUCCAAGCUGCAAUACAGGGCGAAGGCGGCGUGCAGUGA